UUCCAGUCAGCCGCGCGCGGAUUGAGUCAAGUGAACCUACCGAGAGGUGGUGUUGACCGACCGCAGCAGGUUUUCAGUAAGAAACCUGAACAAUCUAACUUCAUUAAGUAACUGACAGUAACGCCACGGCCUUCUCUUUUUAACGGAAGGGUCAGCGGUGCCGCAGUCAAGGCGACGCGACAGAGAGAAGAAAGUAGAUCCCGGAGGGAAAGCGCCCGAAGUGAGCUUGAGGAUCAAAGCUAAUGCUAAGCUAGCCAGCCAUUGCUUAAUAAUUACACGGAAACUCGUGUCAUUUCAUUCCUCGCUUGCUUUGACAUAACCGCUGUGGUUAUAAAGUAGAUAGUUAAGGGGGAGUUGAUAAGUUAUAUGUUACGUUUAACUAAAAUAGCGAGGUGUUUUGCCUUUACAUUCUAGGCCACAAGCGACUCGUAGUCACUUAGCAAGAGUACCGUUAGCUCAGUAGCCGGUCUCAUUGAGGUUACACCGGCUCUGCGGUCUUCGGGACAGGCGAUAUCGCUAAAGAUCGUUAGCUUUCAAAGCAAGUGAAGUAUCAGUGUUUGUAAGUUAGCUUAACCGUACAAUUGGUAGUGUCAACGCAUUUUGCUUUGCAAUGCUGAAACAACAGCAGCAACCCGGCUCAGGCGGGAGAAAAGCGUCCAACGGAACCUCCUCGGGCCCUGGUGUGUCUCCUCCAGUCAGCGGCAUCAACAGCGGCAACAGGACACCGGCCGGGAGGAAUCGGACUUCUGUAAAGCCAUCAUUCCAGUCGUCUCCUGUGUUCGAGGGAGUGUACAACAAUGCCAGAAUGCUUCACUUCCUCACAGCUGUUGUCGGUUCCACCUGUGACAUACGAGUGAAGAAUGGCAGUGUAUUUGAAGGCAUAUUCAAGACUCUCAGUUCUCGGUGCGAGUUGGCUGUGGACGCUGUACACAAGCGCAGUGAGGAGCAGAGCCCAACAUCACUUCUGCCAAGGAAGGAGGACAUCACUGACACGAUGAUCUUCAGCCCCUCAGACCUUGUGACUAUGAUCUGCAGAGACGUUGACCUCAACUUUGCUACCAGAGACACCUUCACAGAUACAGCCAUCAGCUCCACUCGCGUCAAUGGAGAUCACAAGGAUAAGGUUUUGCAGAGAUGGGAGGGAGGAGACAGCAACGGAGAGAGUUACGAUCUGGAAAAUGAUGCAUCCAAUGGUUGGGAUGCCAAUGAGAUGUUCCGUUUCAAUGAAGUGAAAUAUGGAGUCACGUCAACAUAUGAUUCCAGCCUUUCCAUGUAUACUGUGCCGCUGGAGAAGGGCAACUCUGAUGUGUUUCGUCAGAGGGAGGCACGUGCCGCUCGCCUGGCCAGUGAGAUCGAGUCCAGCCCCCAGUAUCGCCACCGUGUCGGCCUGGAAAAUGAUGAGGGCAAAAGUGAGGAGGACAAAUACAGUGCUGUGGUGCGGGACGGCAACGAUCGCGAGAGGGGCCGUGAAAGCCCCCGCGACAGAGAGCGCGAACGGGGCCGGGACAGCCCCGGAGCCAGCACCAGAGAGGGCAAGUACAUUCCAUUACCUCAACGACAGAGAGAGAUGAACCGGGAGCGAGCUGAGAGAGGUCCCGGUGGUCCUCCACCCCACAAUCGUCUAAGCGGAGGUUAUCGGUCCAACCCUCCAUCAUCCUCCUCCCCCAGACCCCCACUGCCCUCUGCUGCUGGCCCCCAGUCUGGCAUCUCCCCCUCAGAGAGAAACAGCCCCCUGUCAGGCCGAGGUGGAGCCUACGCUCCCCACCACCCCCAGGGAAGCCCAGGCCCGAACACACCCGCCUCUCAAGGAGGACCAGCACCCACGCCAGCCUCUGCUUCUGCUGCUCCAUCUCCAUCCAGCCCCCCCGCCCCACACGGACAUACGGUCCCUCAUUCCCACUCACUCCCACACUCGCUGUCUGAUGCUGGCAGGCCUGUUAAUGGAGUCUCCAGAACAUCUCCUAAAGCCCAAAGACCUCCACAGUCGAGCAGAACAAUCCGUGCUUCAAACUCGCAUGCUCAGUCCACAGCUGCUCGUUCUCCUAAAUCAGGUUCUUCCCAGGACACGCCUUAUUUGGACACAUCGUCUGUCUCCAUGCCUCCCCAUAAGGCGUCUGGCCCCGCCCCUCUCUUCCCCGUCGAUGUGAAUGAGAUCCUCGGCGCAAAGGAACGCGCCGCCGAGAUCCAGAGCAGCACAGAGGACGGCAAGAAUAGUAAAGCUCCCUCUGUCCAGCAAAGGUCGCAGAUUGAGGAGCUGCGUAAAUUUGGCAAGGAAUUCAGGCUCCAGCCGAGUGGAGGCAGCUCUAGCUCGCCCAGCUCCCCAGCGACCGCUACUCCACCUGCCGUCGGCGAGGUAGCCCAGCGCUCGCCACCAGACGCUCACCCUGCUUCAGAGCCCAAAGCUCAGGCUCCGGCUCCCGCUGCUUCCCAGCACCAACCUCAGCCUUCAUCAGCCCCCGCAGAGGACGCCACCAAGGACGCUGCAGCUACAACAAGCGCCGGCACGGCACCCGUUUCAGACAGGCAUUCCCCCGCCACCCCGCAGCCAGCCAGGACCCCAGGGAGCGAGGAGGCCAGGUCUGAGUCGACAGAGGGCGUGGCAGACCAAGUAAAGAAAUCAACCUUAAACCCCAACGCUAAAGAGUUCAACCCUAUUAAAGCUCAAAUGCCGAUGACGAAGCCCAACACUGCGCCCACCCCUCCUCGGCCAACUCCUCCAAGCCCAGUGGUCCUUCAGCACCCCGGCGGACAGGGUCCACUGUACAACACCCCCUACCUCUCCUAUGUGUCGCAGAUCCACUCUGUGCAGCCCCCACCAAUGUACCAGUACACCAUGUCUACAGUCAGCCAGGGAAAAUACCCCAGGACCAAAGGCCAAGUAGUGGCGCAGCGUUCUGACCACGGUUCUUCGGCACCGCCCAUGAUGCAAGCUGCGUCAGCAGCUGGGGCCCCGCUGGUAGCGUCCCCCUACCCUCAGUCCUACCUCCAGUACAACCCUCAGCAGUACAGCCAGCAGCAGGUCAUCCAGGCCAUGACACCCUACCCUGGACAGCCGAUGUACUCCAUGCUGCAAGGUGGAGCUAGGAUGAUAGGUCAAGGUGGGGGUCCCCACCCACAAGCCAUGGGACCCCCAGGAGGCCCCCAGUUCUCUACACAGGGAGACGGAUCUCAGGGACCACAGCAGGGCAUCUACGCUCAACAGUCCUUUGCCCACCACUCGGGUGCAGUUCAUCAGCCCCAGCCCUCCAUCACCCCGACAGGCAACCAGCCCCCUCCCCAGCACGCUGCACCAAGCCCUGGACAGAAUGCCCAGUCAGGCCCUCAGCCCCAGUCCUUGUACCACUCAGGUCCCCUGUCAGCACCCACCCCACCCAACAUGCCGCCGGGCCACACGUCUCCACAAGCCUCUUACCCCAUUCAAGGCUACAGCAUCCACAGCCACCAGGGUAUCCCACAAUCGUACCCCCUUGGACAGAUAGCACAGGCCCAUGUACAGGGAGCCAUGUCGGGUUCCCACCACUCGGGGGGCCACGGUCAGCCCCAGUUAGUGAUGUUGCAGCCGCCUCCUCAGCAGGGCCCCGGCUCAGUGCCCCAGCAUCCCCAGCAUGGACCACAGCAAGGAGCACACCAACACUUUUACAUAGGACAUCCACAAGCAAUGCAGGUACAAGCGCACCCUGCUUCCUUCCAUCAGCAAGGAAACUAAACCCCAUCUACCCUCCUCCCCACCUCCCAAACUCUUCUUAGGAAUGAGCCCCAACAUCCCUGCCGCCUGCUGGAUGUUGGCCCAAACUGAACGCGACUCAUGAAAAACAAACUGACAGGAUCGUACAGAAAGUCUCGCAGCAGCGUGUUCUUCUGCAACAUUCUUCAGUAACAAACCUCGGUGUCGCCGAGGACCUUUUUAAUGCUAAUGAUGGCCGACCCCUGCUGCCAUCCUGCUCUUCUCUCCAACUUCUUCCCAUUUCAGAGACAUGAGGCACCUUGCUGGGCGGACGAGUCGGAGAGGAAAAUAUACGGAUGAAAGACGGCAGCAGACACCAUCUUCCAGCAGUGUGUUUUUAGCCUUGUACCAUGACACACACGGGAGACAGACUGUCGUGGGAUUCUCACGGAUACAGCAUGAAAGGAGAGGGGAUUUUUAGCAAAUCAUUUCACUUUUUUUGAAAAACUCGAUCCAGUAGUAGAAAACCCCCCUUUGCUUCUUCUCUCCUCUAGGAAAAUAUAAUUAAUAAAAAAAAAUAAAAAUGGACAAGACAAAAAAAAAUAUUAAA
Anarrhichthys ocellatus (wolf-eel) is the source of this 4274-nucleotide messenger RNA. RefSeq names its product ataxin 2-like (gene atxn2l). Gene Ontology annotation, molecular function: mRNA binding. The record is from RefSeq and is a predicted model, not a curated record. NCBI's taxonomy places the organism in Eukaryota, Metazoa, Chordata, Actinopteri, Perciformes, Anarhichadidae. The transcript is spliced from 23 exons. Gene Ontology annotation, cellular component: cytoplasmic stress granule. Gene Ontology annotation, biological process: cytoplasmic stress granule assembly. The coding region runs from base 611 to 3706 and encodes 1031 amino acids.